UCCCAGCAGGCGCCGCGCGCACACUCGCCCCGCCCCCUGGCCCGCCCGCCCCCUCGCGGCGCUGGGCGAUGGCGGAGUUGGACAUCGGGCAGCACUGCCAGGUGGAGCACUGCCGGCAGCGAGAUUUCCUGCCAUUUAUAUGUGAUGCUUGUUCAGGAAUAUUUUGCCUUGAACACAGAAGCCGAGAGUCGCAUAACUGUCCUGAGGUGACUGUCAUCAAUGAGAAACUGAAGUCAGACACACAUUCAUCUUACCCAUGCUCAUUCAAGGACUGUGCUGAAAGAGAGCUUGUACCAGUUCUGUGUCCUCACUGUGAGAAGACUUUUUGCCUGAGACACCGUCAUCAGUCAGAUCAUGAAUGUGAAAAACUGGAAGUUCCUAGGCCUCGUAUGGCUGCCACUCAGAAACUUGUUCAAGACAUUAUUGAUUCCAAGACAGGACAGACAGCAAGUAAGCGACGGAAAGGUGCAAAAAAUAGUGAAACAGCUGCAAAGGUAGCCUUGAUGAAAUUAAAGAUGCAUGCUGAUGGAGAUAAGUCACUGCCACAGACAGAAAGAACGUACUUUCAGGUUUUCUUACCUAAGGGGAGCAAAGAGAAGAGCAAACCAAUGUUCUUCUGCCAUCGAUGGAGCAUUGGGAAGGUCAUCGACUUCGCAGCUUCUUUAGCUAGUCUUAAAAAUGACAAUAACAGACUAACAGCUAAGAAACUAAGGUUGUGUCACGUGACUUCAGGAGAGGCCUUACCUUUGGAUCACACUUUGGAAACCUGGAUUGCCAAGGAGGAUUGUCCUUUACAUAAUGGUGGAAAUAUUAUCUUGGAAUAUCUUAGUGAUGAAGAACAGUUUUUAAAAAAUGUUGAUUCUUACUUAGAAUAGUUUCACUCAAGACUCAAGCCAGAAAUCCACAAGGAAAAUUCUAUGUUAAGUUGGUUUCUUUUACUACAAAUACUAUAUAUAUUUAUUAUUUUUAAAAUUUUAAAAAAUAAAUUUGUUUUAUUUUAAAUGUAUUUCCGUGAUGUCAUUUACAAUGAUCAGUUUCCUACUAAAUGGAAUUUGAAUUUUUGUGCUUUCAAGUUUAUGAGCUGACACUCGAUUAUUAGCAAAUUCUUGUAUUUAAUUAUGAGCUGACACUCGAUUAUUAGCAAAUUCUUGUAUUUAAUUAGCAUUUAGAUGCUGUAGUAACCACAACAAAGGUGUACUUCCUGUUUGGUUAACGUCUGCUGUUGAUGGAUGGUGACUCUGCCCCCUGUCAUCUUUACGCCAGGAUAUAAA
Rhinolophus ferrumequinum (greater horseshoe bat) is the source of this 1271-nucleotide messenger RNA. RefSeq names its product zinc finger AN1-type containing 1 (gene ZFAND1). Gene Ontology annotation, cellular component: cytoplasm; cytoplasmic stress granule. The record is from RefSeq and is a predicted model, not a curated record. Bases 69 to 875 code for a protein of 268 amino acids. Gene Ontology annotation, molecular function: zinc ion binding. NCBI's taxonomy places the organism in Eukaryota, Metazoa, Chordata, Mammalia, Chiroptera, Rhinolophidae. The transcript has 8 exons. Gene Ontology annotation, biological process: cytoplasmic stress granule disassembly.